CAGGGAGAUAUUCUCUUUACCUUUUAUGAUGAAUUGAAAUUGAAAUACCAAGAGUCGACGAGUUCCAUAACGUGCCUUAUCCCCCAGUAGAGAUUAUUUCCAAUUUCCAAGUAUCCCUAGCAACGCUAUCAUCUCCUACGCUUGUUUUAUUUCUGUGUAUGUGUUGAUAUCUAUUUUGAUUUUGUAAUAGGAGAAUAAACAAGAUGCUAGGAAUUUGGCGGGGAGUAAGGUUGCGCCAAAACCCUCCAAGGCCUGCAAUAUUACAGUUCCAUGGGAAUGGAAUCAUCAACAUGGAAAGCAUAUAUUCACGCUUUGGAUGUGUGACGGCGUCCCCACCAAUGCAGCAGAAAGGGUUGGAGAAUGUUACAGUUUCUGACGUUCUCCUUUCAAAGGGAGAAGAAAAAGUGGGUUCAUGGCUCUGGUGCCGAGUUGAUGAUGCUGUUAUUAAUGCAAUGAAGAAUAUGGCUACGAACAAUAUUGGAUCACUGGUGGUGCUAAAGCCCGAGGGUCACAUAGCAGGAAUCGUCACAGAAAGAGACUGCUUGAGGAAAAUAGUUGCGAAAGGAAGAUCUCCAGUGUACACACAAGUUGGUGAAAUCAUGACUGAUGAGAAAAACCUAAUGACGGUGACCUCUGAUAUGAACAUUCUGCAAGCAAUGCGAAUUAUGACAGAGAAUCACAUAAGGCAUGUGCCAGUAAUUGAUGGGAAAGUGGUGGGAAUGAUUUCGAUGGUGGAUGUGGUGAGAGCAGUGAUGGAGCAGCAAAGCGGAGAACUGAGGCGACUCAAUGAUUACAUCAGAGGAGAAUACUAUUAGGGGCUCAUUCUUCCCUUGACCAAACAAACACUUUUACACGAUACGCUUGUGUCAAACACAUGCGUGUUUCAAAAUUCAAGAUCUUUUCCAAGCAUCCCCGUUUCUACAAGGCACAAAUUCAGCGACUCAAUCACAUGUACUUUUCGAGUAUAUUUCGCCUUUGGUAUGUUGGUAAAUAUAUUUACAUCUUCUAUAAAUCUGAAAAAUUAUCUUUACACGUGAUAGACCAUAAUA
Prosopis cineraria is the source of this 1049-nucleotide messenger RNA. RefSeq names its product CBS domain-containing protein CBSX3, mitochondrial. The transcript has 5 exons. The record is from RefSeq and is a predicted model, not a curated record. NCBI's taxonomy places the organism in Eukaryota, Viridiplantae, Streptophyta, Magnoliopsida, Fabales, Fabaceae. Bases 204 to 815 code for a protein of 203 amino acids.